GGUCCAUUGCAACAUGAGCGCACAGGAGGAAGAAGUGAGGGCCCAGGUGAAAGUGGUGGAAGACAAGGAGGUUGAGCUGUGUAUCGCCCAUUUGAGGUUUCUUUCAAAAUUUUACAUUACUGUUAUUGAGAAUAAAAGAGCGCAAAUGAAUAUGGCUCAUACACAAUUUCUAGCUAAUAAAGAAGAUUACAAUGCUUAUAGCGAAUGGACGGGUGCGAAAUUGAAGAUUAUCGAUUUGUACAAGUACUGGUUGCGUGAGCUUCUUAACAUUAGCAUAGUAGAUGAUCUUCGAGCACUGUGUAUGCAUCAGAUGAUGGCUGCGGAUUGCUAUUGGUUUCUCGCCAAAAUGCAUCAACCAACUUUCCACUUUGGACACUCAAACUACGAAAUGGCAUGCAGAUGUAUGGUGAAAAUACUGAAUGCACUGUUUGACUUGCUUCCACAACAUAACAAAUUCGUUAUCCACCUGGUUCGCAAAUACUCGCUUAUCGUGCUAGAUUAUCGUAAGGAAGUUGGUUUAAGUUCGCCUCCGGUUCAAUCUGCUUCGCACACAUCUACUGAAAUGCACGGAAGAGAUCUUGAAAUAUGUCAAUCGAAUACCUCCAGGUGUCGCACAUACAUCGAUAAGUUGCAAGGCGCAAUCAUGUCCAAUACAAGCACAUACUCCGAUAUACGCCGACAGAUUUUACAGCUUGCUAGACAGUUCGGCAUGAUCCACAGACGAGAUGGUACAUCCAUGACCAUAGACUUUGAUUAGUUUUAUCUUGACAACUGUGUAAACGGGUAAAGCUGGACGGGAUUCUAAACUGUGAUCACCUCCAUUGUGCAAAAAAGCACUGAAGCUUAUGUUUGCAAACAGGGCUCUGCACAGGUGGCUAAUGAGCAAGCUGGAUAUCGUUUUUGGGACAAAAAGCAA
This is a messenger RNA of Cylicocyclus nassatus, 916 nucleotides long. Lineage: Eukaryota; Metazoa; Nematoda; Chromadorea; Rhabditida; Strongylidae. The record is from the annotation of a GenBank genome assembly.